Molecule: messenger RNA, 1954 nt
Organism: Globicephala melas (long-finned pilot whale)
Lineage: Eukaryota; Metazoa; Chordata; Mammalia; Artiodactyla; Delphinidae
Source: RefSeq, a predicted model, not a curated record
GGCGGGGCGGCGCACUCAGAUGCCGCUUCCGGUUUCAGCUUGGCCCCGAGGCGGGGGAGCCUGGUGCACGACAGGAGCUCAGGACAAGCUGGACCUGCUCUGUGGCCUGCGGUGAGCCUCGAAGUUAUCCUACCUGUCCAGUUCAGGUGCUGCUGGACCAGCAUGCACAGACACAAGUCAUGCCUCCUCUGGUGCCCGUGAAGCCCUGGCUGGGCAACCAUCCUCCGCCCCCAGAACAAUGUCUCUUGAAAGGAUGAAAGGACUCCUGGGCUCCCAAGUGUAAAGGAAGCAGCAUGCCUGUGAUGUCCCUCGCUGGAUGACCGUGGUUGCGUCCUGACCCCUUCUGGGUCUCAGUGGCCUCAGCUUCAAAGCCAGGUGCUGGGGAGUCAGGGAAGAGCACCAUUGUCAAGCAGAUGAAGAUCAUCCACGAGGAUGGCUACUCAGAGGAGGAAUGCCGGCAGUACCGGGCAGUCGUCUAUAGCAACACCAUCCAGUCCAUCAUGGCCAUUGUUAAAGCCAUGGGCAAUCUGCAGAUUGACUUUGCUGACCCCUCCCGCGCGGACGACGCCAGGCAGCUGUUUGCACUGUCGUGCACGGCUGAGGAACAGGGCGUGCUCCCUGAGGAUCUGUCCGGUGUCAUCCGGAGGCUCUGGGCUGACCAUGGUGUGCAGGCCUGCUUUGGCCGCUCACGGGAGUACCAGCUCAACGACUCUGCCGCCUACUACCUGAAUGACCUGGAGCGCAUUGCACAGAGUGACUACAUCCCCACGCAGCAGGAUGUGCUGCGGACUCGCGUGAAGACCACGGGCAUCGUGGAGACGCACUUCACCUUCAAAGACCUACACUUCAAGAUGUUUGAUGUGGGUGGUCAGCGGUCUGAACGGAAGAAGUGGAUCCACUGCUUUGAGGGCGUCACAGCCAUCAUCUUCUGCGUAGCUUUAAGCGCCUAUGACCUGGUGCUAGCCGAGGACGAGGAGAUGAACCGCAUGCAUGAGAGCAUGAAGCUGUUUGACAGUAUCUGCAACAACAAGUGGUUCACGGACACAUCCAUCAUCCUCUUCCUCAACAAGAAGGACCUGUUCGAGGAGAAGAUCACACACAGCCCCCUGACCAUCUGCUUCCCUGAGUAUACAGGGGCCAACAAGUACGAUGAGGCAGCCAGCUACAUCCAGAGCAAGUUCGAGGACCUGAACAAGCGCAAGGACACCAAGGAGAUAUACACGCACUUCACGUGCGCCACUGACACCAAGAACGUGCAGUUUGUGUUCGAUGCUGUCACCGAUGUCAUCAUCAAGAACAACCUGAAGGACUGCGGCCUCUUCUGAGGGGCAGCGGGGCCUGGCAGGAUGGGCCACCGCCGACUCUGCUCCCCCCAGCCCCUGAGGAAGAUGGGGGCAAGAGGACCACGCUCCCCGCCUGUCCCCCUGGCCGCUUUUCCCCUUCUCUCCUCUCUCUGUUCUUGGCUCCCCCUCUCCCCUCCCUCAGCUCCAGAGACUUGGGGGAAGGGUUGCCACAGGCCUCCCUGUUUGAAGCCUGCCCGUAUCCCAGGUGCAGGGAACGGCCACCGUACCCCCUCCUGGCAUCUGUUCUGGUUUUAACUGUUGUCUUGUUCUGUGAUGGGGGAGGGGAGCACAUGCUGAGUCUCCCAAGGCCUGUGUUUGGAGGGGCACCCACUUCUCCAGCCUGGGACCCCUGGCUUCGCCCAGCAUCAGCCCCUGACCCAACCCAAGUCCAAAUGUUUACAGGGAGCCUCCUGCCCCCACCAACCCCUUCCCCCUAAGCCACUCGGAGGCCCCAAAGGAAAAAGCACAAGAAGCGUGAGACGCCACCAUUCCUGGAGACCACAGUCCACUGGCUCAUUCUCGUAGCUUUUUUUAAAAAAAAAAAAAGAAAGGCAAAGGGAAAAAAAAAGAGAGAGAAAACUGCAAACCUAGAAAACUUUUUAGAAGAAAAA